AUGCCAGGUGCACGACAAGGCAACCGCCGCAAAGACAGAGACACCUUCGACUCCAAACCCCUCCAACGAAUCCGCCAACCCGCCAAACAACCCGAGAAAGAAAAGCCCACCGAACGCACACCCCACGCCAAACCCGUCCCCGAGAAACAAAAAGAAGACACAGACUCCGGUCCAAUCAACCUAUCAACAACAAUCCCCCUCCCCGUCCAACAACUCCUCCUCGAUGUCUUCAAGACAGCCCUCCUCACCACCCCGACCGACCCGCACGCCUCCCCCGAAACACAACCCAAUGCACGACCCCCCGCUACGCCGCUGGAUACAAAGACCCUUGUCCAGACGAUAAAGUCACACCUGUACCAGCGGGAUUUUGACUCGGCGUUUGCUGAGGCCGGGGAGGAAUUGCUGAGGGCGUAUGCGUUGCGGUGGAGUGCUGCGCGGGCGUUGGGGUAUGCGGGGAUUUUCAAGGCUGUAUUGGGGUGGAUGAGGUCUGGGGAGGGUGGGGAGGAGAUGAAUCUAUCUUUGUCGCGCUGUUUGGGGGAUGGGGAUGGGACGAGAGUUGUGUGUAUUGGGGGUGGUGCGGGUGCGGAGAUUGUUGCGUUGGCGGCGGUGUGGAGGGAUUUAAGGGAUGAUGGGGAUGGAGAUGGUGGUAUUGCGAAGUUGGAGGAUGGUGUUGCGGGGGUUUCUUUGGAUGAGAAGGGGAAGGAGAUGGAGAGGGAGAAAGCUGAUGGCGAGGGCGAUGAGAGUGUUGCUGAGCACAGUGACUCUCAGAAGACUGCUGGUCUAUCGCCGAAGCUCUCUGUGGCAGCGGUUGAUAUUGCGGAUUGGUCUAUUGUCGUGGAGCGUCUGGCCAAGACGAUUUCUUCACCGGAUGUUCCAGCGCAAAAGACAUCAAAGUACCACCCGCCUUUACUCUCCGAGUCUCAUGGUGCGACGGGUCUCGAUAUAUCCUUCACCCAAAAGGAUGUCCUCGGUCUUCCAGAGUCUGAUUUGAAAGAUCUCAUCCUGGGCAACGAGCAGACCACUCCCACUCCCACUCCAACAUCCCUCCUCGUCACCCUCAUGUUCGCCCUCAACGAACUCUUCACAACAAGCAUGCCCAAAACAACCGCCCUCCUGCUAAACAUGACCGAGAUCCUCCCAGUCGACGCAGUUCUGCUCGUCGUCGAUAGUCCCGGCAGCUACUCGACCCUGAAACUGGGUAAAGCUAAAGAUGGGGCUGCACAGGAGCGACAGUAUCCAAUGAAGUUCUUGUUGGAUCAUACGCUGCUUUCGGUUGCGAAGGGGAAGUGGGAGCGAGUUUUGACGCAGGAUUCGCGGUGGUGGAGGCGGGAUGCGGCGAGGUUGAGGUAUGAGGUUGGGGAGGGUGCUGGGUUGGAGGAUAUGAGGUAUCAAUUGCAUGUGUAUCGCCGGGUGUAG
Molecule: messenger RNA, 1416 nt
Organism: Penicillium daleae
Lineage: Eukaryota; Fungi; Ascomycota; Eurotiomycetes; Eurotiales; Aspergillaceae
Product: 25S rRNA (uracil2843-N3)-methyltransferase
Exons: 1
Coding region: 1-1416 (471 amino acids)
Source: RefSeq, a predicted model, not a curated record